UCGCCGCGGCGCCGCCAACCCCGUGUAGAGGACUCGUGGCGCAUGGUCGAAGGCGAAAACGACUCUUUCGACACCAAUAUCCUACCUUCUCUCGACGACUCUCCGCUCCUACCACCCUCGUCGGACUCUACCGGCCUGCCCACACAGCCCUUCUCCCAGGACGGGCUGAGUUUCGCCUCCCAGGACAGCAUCCGGGACUUCGCUGCGCACCCAGACGACGAGCAGGUCAUUUUGCGCGAGCCCUUUCGCCCUAGUCUCUCAGGAAUCAACGUCAGCGCGAGCGGCAGCGGCGCCUUCCGUACACCUGAUCCGGAGUUUCGCAUGCCCCGUGUUGAUAUCGAUAGCGAGGGGACUGGGAGUGGGAGGACGACACGGGGACUCGGCAUUGGAUUUGGCGGGAGAGAUGAUGGCGGGCCUGUGAGGAGACGGGGCAACGUCUCGCUUGGGAGUCCCUCAAAACAGAGGAGCGGUCGGCGGCGCUACGACGACCAAGACCGCGACUAUCGAGGUCGAGAGUAUCGUGAAGAGCGUAGAACGUUCUGGGGCCAACUUGCCGGGCCUUUCCCUACUGUCAUCCUUGCCAGUCUUUCUUGGCUCUUCGGCGUCAUUACUCUCGCCUUUCGCUAUGCCCAGCGACCGCUCGCAGUCCUCUUGGCCGUUUACCUCUCCUUUGGCGGCAUCAUCAUCGCCCAAAACAUGGCCACCCGGUCCAUAUCAGCCUCGCUGUCUCCGCUUUGUCGCCUCCCCGGUGUUACUCUCUUGAACAUCCCCUUUUGUCCGUCUAGGGAUACCAUAAUCACCGACCCCAGCGGCCAACCUCCAGCGCCCGUCGAAUUCGACGACCUCAUGACUGUGCAGGCGCAGUUCGAACAGGUACUGGAGAAGAGCGCCGACGGAGUCUCGCUGCCAUUUGAGAUGAAGCGCUCCGAGACGGCGAUCCGCGACCUGCGGAGCCUUGUCCGUCAUAGCGACCUACAGGCUCGUGACGAGCUCCUCCUCGAGUUCGACGGUUAUGUUGAGACGGCUCGUCGCACCGCGUCAGACUUGCAAAAGUUCAACACUCAUGUUGGCUCUGCAGUCGACGCAGUUAUAAGCAUCAACCGUUGGACCUCCCGAUAUAUCGAUACCUUGGCCCCUGAAUCUCCCGACAAUCCAAUCUCGCCCUCCACCUCCCUCAUCGGCUGGACGUCAUGGCCUUUCCACCCCUUCCAGCCUACCGUCGACCACAUGUUCAACGAGCGUAUCCUCCUUGACAAGUACAUUGAGCACACAGCUCUCGUCUCGGAGCGCAUCGCCACUUUGAUCCUCGAGGCACAGGCCAUACUCCGGCUUCUCACAAAGGCUGAAGACCACCUCGCCCUCAUCUACGAUAUUACCUCGCGCUCGUCCGCCGACACCGCCCAACGCCGCGAAUCGGUCCUUUGGACCAUCUGGACGCUCGUCGGCGCAAACUCGGCGCGCCUCAACAGCCUCGCCCAGCAGCUCUCUCUCCUCCGUCAGGUCGACUCCCAGCGCUCCUCCGCCGUUGCGCAAGUCAGCGCUCUCAUCCUCGAGCUCGAAGCCAUCCAGGCCGGGCUGGGAGACCUGCGUGACCGCGUUGCCCAACCCGCCCUGCUACAGGGCACCACUGGCCCGUCUAUCCCCUUGACCGUUCACAUCGAAACCAUCGACCGCGGCGUUGAACGCCUCGAAGACGCUCGCCGCCGGAUCCGCGCCGCGGAGAACGAUCGUGUUCGUGAUGCCCUGGCCAGUGGCGGCUUGCGAGACGGCGAGCGAAUGAUUGACGCCCAG
Molecule: messenger RNA, 1791 nt
Organism: Ilyonectria robusta
Lineage: Eukaryota; Fungi; Ascomycota; Sordariomycetes; Hypocreales; Nectriaceae
Exons: 1
Source: RefSeq, a predicted model, not a curated record